AUGCGCCAUGCCGGGGGGACGCUUUCAUCUUCGCCCGAACAACGUCAGCCUACCAACCGACUAUCGUCCCCUGCUCAACACCACUCCCUUCCACCGCCCGCUGCCCACACGAGGCCCACCAGCGCCCAGCCGACCACAGUCUCCUUCCUCGCCGGCCGUCCCGAAGCAGAGUCUGCGCCGUCUGCAUCUCCAUCGGGGAGGGCCAAAUCGAAGUUCCCACUCUUCUGGAAUCCCAGAUCACCGCGCAGACAGACGCGAGAGACCCAACCACGGCCAGCGCUCCGCCAGCUGCUUCGUCUGCGGCGUGUAUCUGCCGGCUCGCCUGAUGUCAAGCCGUGCUGCGGGGACGGGGAGAGCGUGAGCGGCCCGCUCUGA
Mytilinidion resinicola is the source of this 375-nucleotide messenger RNA. RefSeq lists its product as uncharacterized. The transcript has a single exon. NCBI's taxonomy places the organism in Eukaryota, Fungi, Ascomycota, Dothideomycetes, Mytilinidiales, Mytilinidiaceae. The record is from RefSeq and is a predicted model, not a curated record. The coding region runs from base 1 to 375 and encodes 124 amino acids.